AUGCUAAUUUACACCACAUUCCAGAGUCAGCUCAAGACUGUCUACGAACCUGGUGUCCAUAUGAUUUCUAUGGCAUGUGGUCUCGCAAACGUAUUGGUCGCAUUCAUUUGGCUACAGGAGACCAAGAACUGCAGUUUGGAUAACGUUGGAAAGAAGCCUGAAGAGGCGAAGGCUGACGCUAAGGAGAUGGAAACACUUCUGCCAAAAGCAGGCGAAAAUGCAGCAGCUGAUGGAGCGGGCACGAACGCAAAGGCAGAGGACGGUGAGAAACAUUAA
Molecule: messenger RNA, 276 nt
Organism: Strongylus vulgaris
Lineage: Eukaryota; Metazoa; Nematoda; Chromadorea; Rhabditida; Strongylidae
Source: the annotation of a GenBank genome assembly